Molecule: messenger RNA, 7226 nt
Organism: Fopius arisanus
Lineage: Eukaryota; Metazoa; Arthropoda; Insecta; Hymenoptera; Braconidae
Product: ankyrin repeat and BTB/POZ domain-containing protein BTBD11
Exons: 7
Coding region: 1652-6028 (1458 amino acids)
Molecular function (GO): protein heterodimerization activity
Source: RefSeq, a predicted model, not a curated record
GUCCAAGCGGUAACACCUCCCAAUCACUUGAGUGCGUGUAUGCCAGAGUCUGGCCACGAAAUUCUUCGUCCAACGCCACGAAGGUAAGUAUUACCACGAAAAAAAUUUCAGGUGGAGAAGCGCUCGUUAAAAAUUACGAGCGCUGACCAAUUACCUCUCUAUCGAUGAACGAUGUCGGACAAGUUGAAUGACAUUCCAAUGUCAUACCCAUCUGAGAGAUAAAAAAGAAAACCCCAUGAAAAAUGGCAUAAUGCUUUGCGAAAUUAAUCACACUAUGAACGAAUAAGAAGGAUUGAUUGUGGCAGGUCAGGUAGGUAGAAAGAAAACAAGUGAUGAAAAUGGCGUUAAAAGUCCCCAAGUUGGAGCCUGAUGUAACCCCGCAUUGCCGUCUGCCUGGAGGUUCGAUAACCUUACCCAGAGUCAUAAAAUCAAUUUUUCAUUUUUCUUCCCUCCACCUCUUCUUCACCCUCUCAUCAAAGUUGAUCAUUAAAAACUGAAAAUGCUGAAAUCCUGGAACAGUAGCGGUGGCUUAGAAAAAAAACAAACAAACAAACAAAAAAAAACAAAUAACAACGAAAAAACAAAUAAAAAUAGCGGUGCGAUGUGGAGAAUAAUAGGAGUACCUAGACUUAUCUCUGUGAAAUCGAAAAAUGUGUUGGAAAAAAUUAAGAAGAGAAACGUUAGUUGAAGAAAAAGAGUGAGGACGCUGUGAAUGUGUACUCACGGGAAACACAUUGGCCUGAAUAUGUGUUUAGCGUUUAUUGUUGUCAGUUCACGAUAAUCCUCCACUUUUACAUUUUCAACAACUUAAAGUUCCCAGACAUUCAUUGCAAAACACGUAACUUUCAAACAUACUCAUUUAAAACCCUGCUCAAACCGAGAUGAAAGUAGUGUACUAGACACAUCCCUAAUGAAGCAUGUGCGAAAUUUUUUGACAGGAAAUUUGCGAAAAAAAAAAGGGGGGGGGGAGGGAAUGCAGCGAUUGCUCCGAUGUUACCUUUGUUUUUCUUCUUUUUAAAUUGUCACGGAGGUUGGCAGGGGUUGAGUUGAAGCAGGAUGUAGGAUGAGCACCGGAUGUUCAGCCCUAAAUCACUGAUACUAACACUGGUACUCUUGGUCUUUUCAAUGAGGGAAACAUGAAAUUUCAUUCGCAAAAAAAUAAAACGUUUAACGUCGGCUAGGGGCUGUGAGUAGUGAGCCCCUCGUCCCUAAUGGACUUGACCUACACCUCGCUGCUUAUAUUCUUCCAUGAAUGAUACCACUGAAUUUAUAACAAAAGACGCCUAUAUACUGUUGGAUGAGGUUGUUUCCAUUACCCCCCUCGCGAUGCCCAACAGAGGAAGUACACACGUUUCACCCGUUGAUGUGCAGGAAGUCACGAAAGAGGCUUAGUUCAGUCAUAUGUUUACAUCCGAACGAGAAUGUAAGUGGCUCUCCACAUUAAAACUUAUCUCUAAAUUGUAAAUUUAUCAAUAUCUUAAAGGAUUAAUCGCAAAUCCCUCCAAAUAAAUCGAGUGAAUUGACAUAAUGACGACUUACGUUUCAUUAAUAAACGAAUAUUUCAAUGUAACUUUCUUUGUCAAUACUGAUUGCCAUGGAUGACAAGUACUCACACAUAAUAACUCGUUAAAAUUCUGGAAAUGAGUUAAUAAUGCCAAAGAAAAAUUCAUCCUGCACCAGCGCUAAUUGCAAUUGUCACAUGUGCAAAGAAUUGAAGGGUUGCAGAAUGGAUAUGCCACCAAUUGAAUCAUACAUUGGCAAACAGUCGGACACAGUGAAUUUCAUUCUGCGGAGGCCUAUACCAUUUGUGAACCGUACACCGUCGAGGGAGUGGCAGGAAGCGACAAAGUGUGAUGUCUAUGAGAGCAUGUCGACGCUUGAGGACAAAACUCGUCUGACAUUUGAUGGAAAAGCUAGGGAGCAGUUUGUCGGGAGUUCAGUAAAGUGUCCGAGUGCACUGUUAUCGAGCCCCUACAAAUCGUUAGGAGUGCACAAAAGUCGAGGACCACUACCAACGCGCCCCGCACCACCUAAACCUUUACUGAAUCUCAGCAUGGUAACGCCCAACUGGAAUAAUAAUGAGGAAAAACCUACGAGCAAUUGUAAAAAUAAAGUGGUUAUUUACUGUGGGGAUAAUAAUCCAAAUAUCGCACACGAUUAUGAACAGAUGAGCAUGAUAACUGACGAGAGUCAAUCUUCGUGGUCAGUGAUACAAGCCAGUGAACAUCCAAACCAGAAAUUUCAACAUUUAACUCUUGACUGUCAAAAUGUUGAAACACGUAAUAAUGAAGGAACCAGUGAAAUAAUCAUCAAGGUCACUCCCAGUAAGAAGGACAUCAUCAGGAUAGAAGAAGAUGAGACUCUCCUAGAGGACUACUGGUCAUUGCCUGGUGAUACGACCGGAUUUAAGGCGGACUGGAGUUUUGUACAGCAAUGGAGAUUGAGGGGACCCGGAGGUGGUACACGAGAAAUUUUCUCUCCGCCGUAUGCCAAGGAUAGCUCAGAAUUACCACCUUCAAAAUCACAUAAUAUGGUUCAUAUGAUACCGGAAAGGGACACGGACAGUGUGGCACCAACACCUACGCCCCAAUAUCCACACCAAGCUCAACAUCAUCAUAUCAAUUUGCAUGAGCUUCAGGGUCCGAGACGUAUGAGUAGCGAGGGUACGGGCAAUAGCUCCUCCGACGAGAACCGUUCAUCAGGGCACGCAAGUAUGUCCGAUACAGGUGGACAUACAAGCAGUAGUUCCCCACCCCAUCGUCAUCACCGUAGUCAAAAUCCUUGCCAAUUGAAUUCCGUCCCCGAGGAUGACAGGCUCUCAGCGUCAGUUACUCAGAGAAAUGGCCGCAUAAGAAAUGGACAGAGUCGUAAUCGCCAUCGAGCCACUCCCGCCAAGUUGCAUGGAGUGCCAUGGUCGCAGCAUAGUUCUGGACUGGAGGACAUUAAACUAGCCAUUCAGCAACUGACAAUGCGUUCCCACACAUCAACGUCAACUUACUCCUCUCUAAGUGGCUCUGAGAGUUCUGAACCGGCAGUUAGAAGACUCAUACGACAUUCUAGUCUUGAGACAAUCAAUACAAACGUCACGAGUGCUGAUGAAUUUGUAUGGGUUGAUUCCCAUAAUCGUUUGGUGGAGCUACAACAGCUGCCCUGGACACAUCACGACGUUUUAAGACUGCUGCAAAAUGGUAGAACUCGAGAACAUGUGGAUGAGGUAGCGAUGGAGACGAUUCCGAGACUCUCAUAUCUCCUCCAACGUGCCCUAGUUCGCAUCGCAAGAGAAAUACAGAGAUUAUCAAGGCCUCUCGGUCUUUGCUCCAAGUACGAAGUGUACUCUGCCUUUAAAAUAGUCCUCUGUCCAGCCCUCGCUGAUUCUUGCACAAAGGCUUGCCUCCGUGCUGCUGCCAUGUUUGCCGUUUCUGGAGAUCAAAUCAAACAAUCAAAAGCCUCUCGCUCUGGCCUUCAGCUUCCAGUUGGUAGAUUCUUUCGAUGGAUGUCAGAUGUUAAACUUGGUAGGAUGAUUCAUGAAUAUGCUGCUAUUUAUCUUGCUGCAGGAAUGGAGAAUCUUUUGGAGGAGAUACUGUUGCAAUGUCUUCCCACUGAGCCCCACACAACUCUCACAGCUAGCAUGCUGGAACAUGCAAUCGCCAACAGUGGUGACCUUUGGGGACUCCUUCAGCCAUAUGCACAUUUAAACGCCGGUAGAAUAGCUUGUGGGGCACUCGCUAUGCCCAGAUGGGCUAGUGUCAGUUCAUUAAACUCUUCAAAUUCAUCAAAGAGUGGAAGAGAGACAUCAACAACACUGCCUGUUGCGGCACUCGUUGAGUCGUCACUCUUGACAACUUGUGUUGGCUCAAUGGCCGAAUUACUCGAUCUAAUUGGAAAAGUUUCUCAUACCGGCGGGUCCUCUCUACCGCUCACCAAUAAGGCAUUAAAUGCCUUGUUUUAUUAUAUGCGCUGUUCUCAACUUGAGCAUGGUGAGAGAGGGGGUCCAGCAAUUCAAGAACUCUCCUAUGAGCGCGCCUACGUUGUACUGCCACCCCUCGUCGAGUGGCUACGGGUAGCUACAGCACAUGCUGACCACCGUCACAGCCUCAUCCUCGACCACGACGAUAUAAAUCAAGCAGCAAGACUCCUCCUUCCUGGGGUCGAUUGUCCAGUGCGUUCCAUCACUUUCGACGAGAUAACUCUAUCGAAACGCAUUGACGAUUUGGAAUAUAUCCGCCGUCUUAGCCUAGAUAUGGCCUUUAAGAUGAUGAUAAGUGGUCGUGCGGAGCUCAUAUCCCAGGCCUGUGCUUUUCUUCCCACCACUAAACACAAUACUGUCAAUGACAAUGGCUUUACAGCUCUGAUGCUCGCUUGCAUUGUAGCAAAUGAGACUGCAGUGACUGCCCUCCUUGACGCCGGUGCAGAUCCCAAUGUCGAGAGCCCACUACCACUCGCCAAUUCAAAUUCAACAAUACCAACAAUAAAUCCAACUAUCACAACCGCCGUCCUAACUACAAGUAGCCCUGGACAAAAAAUACCCUCCUACUCCUAUGGCAACAAUUCAAAUUCUAUUCAGAGCUGUUUCAAUCCAGAGACACAACACUGGACAGCUCUGACAUACACUGCUCUUCUGGGUCACUGCAGUAUCGCUAGGAUUCUGUUAGAGAGAGGAGCAGGUGUCGAGGGUGGUGCGAAACUCAGUGAGGACAAGUGCACAGUGACUCCUCUCCAGGCAGCUUCAGCCACUGGAAAUCAUGAGAUGGUCGCUCUGCUGCUGGCACAUGGGGCUCAACCAUUCUUAUCUACUCUUAUGAAGGACUCCUUCUGUUACUCUGGGGCUGCGCAGCGAGGCUGUUAUUCAGCUAUUUCAGUGGCAACUGCUCACGGACAGAGAGGCUGUCUUCGUCAGCUUCUCUCAAAUCCCCUGAAUUUUUCUGCAAAACGAGGUGAAAGAGAGGAGGUUUUGUCCCUUGAAGAAAUUCUCGCUGAGGGAAAUUCUAAUACUGGCCAAUACCAGAGCAACAUACAACAGCAGUCGUUGGAUGGUCGCAGUGGUCGUAAAGAGGAAAAGGAACCGGUUUUUAAUAAAAAUCAGAAUAAAGCCCUGCACGAAGCCAUGUACCACAGCGCUGAGAGCAAUCAUCUCGAUAUUACUAUGGAGCUCAGAGGAUUCAACGUAAUGUGGAGUCUGCAUUGCUGGAUUCACAGCCUCUCCACGGCACAUGAAAUGAGAAAAGAUACUGUCAUUGAUCAGUUACUCCACGAUUUUCUCCAAGUCCGUCCAGAUGAUUACUCUAAUCAAUUCGUGCAGGAGUGUCUUCCGUUGCUAUUCAAUAUCUUUCGAUAUAGUAAGAGGGAGGACACAAUACUUUUGCUUGGUGAUAUAUUCUCCACCUGCUUUGGAUGGGAACCGAUAAAACCAAUCAGGGAUACAACUCUAUCUAGUGGUUCUAGGAUAGACCCCAAGUUUGUUAAUAAUCCAGAGCUAAGUGAUGUUCAGUUCCGAGUGGAGGGGAAGGUAUUUUAUGGACAUAAAAUUGUUCUGGUCACGUCUUCACCGAGGUUCAGGAAUAUGCUGAGUUCAAAAUUGUGUGAGGGAAACCCACCAAUCGUGCAGAUUAAUGAUAUACGUUAUCAUAUUUUUCAGAUGGUCAUGGAAUUUCUAUACCACGGUGGCUGUACUACUCUAGAAGUGAACCAGAGCGAUGUAUUAGAAUUAAUGGCAGCAGCCAACUUUUUCCAACUGGAUGGAUUGCUUCGAUUUUGCGAAUCUCAAUGCUCUGCUAUGAUUGAUCUCGAUAACAUCGUUUCCAUGUACAUCCAUGCUAAGGUAUAUAACGCUGCACAAUUACUAGAGUACUGCCAGGGAUUUCUUCUUCAAAAUAUGAUUGCCCUGCUGACCUACGAUGACUCAGUUAAACGUCUAUUAUUUGCUAAAAAAUUACCCAACCACGAUGUACUUGCUGGAUUGCUUCUCACCCUGCAGUCACGAUUAAAAUCGAGCAGACCACAGUUGCAAAAUAUUAAAUUGAAAGCAUAGAAAGUAUAGAUAUUUAAAAAUUAUUCUUAUCUGUCUUAAGGGGUUACACUACCCUGACGCUCGAAAAAACAGGUCAAAAAAUGAAUUUGUUCUUUAAUGCACAUAUUAUAUUUAUACGGAAACUUUUAUUUUACAUACAUAUCAUAGAUAUUUCCGAAUAAUUUUCAAGAAAAAAUAUUCUUAAAAGAAUAACAAAUUUUUUAAGCGAAAAAAAAACGAUUUUUUUUUCCAGUAUAGUGUAACCCUUUAAUCCAUAAAAAGACUGGAAUAACUCGUUCGAUAGUAUUAUUUACUCUUUAAGAAGGAGCAUCUUUCAGCAUCUAUGUACUAAAUACCCUAAAUCUUAAGACCCAGUUGAAUUAUCUUUUCUACAUUUCCUAGAUAUUAUUUUUUGUUCUGUUUUUCUUCAUUAUAUUAUUAAAAAGUAUUAUUUCGUAGAUGCUUUCAUACAUCAAUUCGAUGAUUCCAUCUGUAAAAUGAUUUUUUUUUAAUGUUAUACAACAAUAACCACGUAGAUAAUGUCGGAGAGAUAAUUCGGCCGUACCUUAAUUCCAUACUUGCCAAGUUUCAAUAUAAUAAACAUGAAUUUUCGAAGAUUGUUGUGCAAAUAGUUGUAUGUAAAAACGUUAUAAAGUUCAUAUUAUUUAUGUGAUGAGAACUGUACCCUCAAUAGUAAUAAAAUAAAUUGCAUAAAUAUUUUUUAAUAGAACCAAUGAAAGACUCGAAGUACACCAAGUAUAAUUUUUAAUAGAAUAUAGGUAAGUAGGUUUUAAAAUUGUAUUUAUUUUUUCUUUGUUUUUUUUUAUAUAUAUAUUUUGUAGUAUAAUUGCAUUAUUACUAUAAUUUUGCAUACAAGUUAACAAUUACAAUAUUACUGAGUAUCCUCCGAGAAAGAUAAUUCAUUAGAAGUAUAUACAAUAUCAAGAUAAUAGUUUAUGAUAAUGGUGAUAAUUAAUGAAUCUAUUUUCAAUUUUAUUUCUUUUUAUCUUGGAAUGCCUAACAAUUAUCAUUUACGUUGACUCAAAUUGGAUUUUCGAGUUAAUUGAGUUGUCUCGGACAAUUUUAACCUGUUCACGCUUGACUGAACAAACAAAAAGUUGGUAAUUAUUAUUUAAUUAAAUUCCAUUUCAUUACUGGCAGCUGAGAAUAAUGAAACCUUUGCCUAUAUUCUAUACAAUGAAAAACAACUUAUCGAGAG